GUUCCCACUCCCUGAGGUAUUACUCUACUGUCAUAUCCCUACCCGGCCUUGGGGUGCCCCAUAUCAUCGCCUUGGGCUACAUGGAGGUUCGGGAGGUUCCACAGCGACUCUCUGGCUCAGAGCGUGGAGCUGCUGACCCUCUGGGCCGGGCAGUGGUUCAGGCGCUGCUGCGGGACCUGCGCGGCCUCUAAAACCAGAGCGAGGACGGGUCUCACACCCUCCAGAGGAUGUGUGGCUGCGAGGUGGGGCCAGACGGGCGCCUCCUCCGCGGGUACGAGCAGUUCGCCUACGAUGGCGCCGAUCACAUCGCCCUGAACCCGGACCUGCGCUCCUGGACCCCCGCGGACCCGGUGGCCCAGAUCACCCAGCGCCAGUGGGAGGCGUCGGGGAGGGCCAAGCGUGUCAGGAACGUUCUGCAGGGCAGGUGCCUGAGGUGGCUCCCCAGACUGUUGGAGUUGGGGAAGGGGGUCCUGCAGCGCACAGUUCUCCCAAACACACACAUAACCCACCAUCCCACCUCUGACCAGAAUGUCACCCUGAAAUGCUGGGCCCUGGGCUUCUACCUUGCGGAGAUCACCCUGACCUGGCAGAGAGAUGGGGAGAACCUGACCCGUCAUGAAGAUGUGGACACCAGGCCUGGUGGAGAUGGAACCUUCCAGGAAUGGGCUGCUCUAGUGGUGCUUUCCGGAGAGGAACAGAGAUAUAUGUGUCAUGUGCAGCAUGAGGGGCUGCUGGAUCCCCAAGUCCUGAGAUGGGAGCCCCCUCCUCAAUCCUCCAUCCCCUCUGGCCUGGUUCUCCUUGGACCUGGGCUCACUGGGGCUGCAGUGGCUGCAGCUGUGAUGUGGAGGAAGAAGCGCUCAGGUGGGAAAGGAGGAAUCUACACUCAGGCUACAGGCAGCAACAGUGUCCAGGGCUCUGAUGAGUCUCUUAGCCCCUGA
This is a messenger RNA of Condylura cristata (star-nosed mole), 938 nucleotides long. Its product is annotated as class I histocompatibility antigen, Gogo-OKO alpha chain-like. Gene Ontology annotation, cellular component: external side of plasma membrane. The record is from RefSeq and is a predicted model, not a curated record. NCBI's taxonomy places the organism in Eukaryota, Metazoa, Chordata, Mammalia, Eulipotyphla, Talpidae. Gene Ontology annotation, molecular function: signaling receptor binding; peptide antigen binding. Gene Ontology annotation, biological process: antigen processing and presentation of endogenous peptide antigen via MHC class Ib; immune response; positive regulation of T cell mediated cytotoxicity.